CGAACGUUGUUUGCUCAGCAAGAAGCAAUGACUGAUAAAUGAUAACGUAAUUGCAUCAUCGGCAUAAAUGCUGAUAAGAUCUCGAGCUGCGGGAAGGAAAACGCAUCAAGUGGUACAUCGUUUGUGGUGAUAGAUUUUGGGGUAUGUUUGUGCCGGCGUAUCCAGGAAAAGGGCCUUUCCCUUAUCAGUGCGUGUGCAUGAAUAGUGUGUGUGUGUGCUGAUGAAAGGAACGCUAAAGAUAAGCUAUCGUGUAUAACCGGCUGCUGCUGCUGCUAAGAGCUGAUCAAACUAUCAAACAACAGCCGACGGAAGGUAUCAUGUUCCAAGAGUCAACUGCUUCCCUCUCUCUAAUAGACAGACGCAUGCGCAUGCGGCGUCAAACACGCCAGUAGAGAAAGAGCACCGUUUUUGCGCGACAAAACGGUACGCGACAAAGCCCUCCACACGCGAUCAGUACCCAUUCAGCGCACGGAGCGUAAAGGGCCAGCACACAAACACUGUGAUAUACUUGUCGGCUCGCUCGGGGUAGAUUAACCGGUGAGCUGUGCAGCAGGGGGUGAAAUAAUAUACAAAUUUACUGUGCCCACCCCGUCCCUUGUGUGUGAUCGUUUAUCGACUUAAGGCGCUCGUCGCAGUGUUCUUGGGCGGUUUUUAAGAACCUGCCCGCGCUCGAGAGUGAGAUUGACGAAGAUUUGUUAUUCGUUCGUAUCAUCAUAACAUCGGGUGGAUGAAAGUGUUGACGUUAGCGGAAAAUCAUCACGCUCCCACCCACGACGAUAUUGUUGAGCACACAGUAAACAAAUUUUGCAUUUUUGCUGAAGUAUCGCAACAAACAAACAAAAAGAAACGCACAUAAAAAGAAACCUCUAUUAACUAGACGACACGAGAAGCACGUGCGAACGAGAGCGAACACUUUGACGUCAACUGCUGCAAUGCGCCAUAGGCAAUCAAUGUGAAGUCGGCGUAAAAUUUGCAUUUGAAAGAGGGCGAGUCGUAGUGGUGAAACAUCCCCCGGUACCGGUUCUAGACGCGCUCACCAAAACCUAAGAUGGGUAAAAUCGAAUGGGCCCCACUGAAUGUGCCGAUGAGGCGGCGGAUCGAAACCCUGUCCACUGCCCUGUGGAUGUGGCUGAUACUGUUCGGCGAGCUGGGCAUGCUAAUAUCGUACUUCCUGCUGCUGAUCUAUGGCAACUUGUUUAUUAAAUCGCUGUGCGUCAUCUACGGAUACUUCAUCUACACUGAUCGAAAAGUGACUUUGAACGGGGGCCGAGGACAGGGUGUAACAUGGUGGCGAGAGCUGUUCUGGUGGAAGCUCUACCAGAGCUACUUCCCGGCGAAGCUGCACAAAACGGUUGAUCUCGACCCUAACCGGAACUACCUGUUUGCCGCCUUCCCGCACGGCGUGCUUGGCCUCGGAGCCUUCAUCAACUUUGCCACCAAUGCGACCGGCUUUCACGACAAGUUUCCCAAAAUCCGUUCCCGCCCGGUGACGCUAAACUUCCACUUUGUGAUACCGUUCUUCCGCGAGCUGCUGCUCAGCUGGGGCCUCGUGUCGGCCAACCCGAACAGCAUCCUGAGCCUGCUGAAGGCGCCGAACAAACCGGACCACCCGCUGAACGACGACGGCUACACGGCCAACGCGGUCGUGAUAGUGGUGGGCGGUGCGGCCGAAUCGCUGCACUGCCGGCCGAACAACUACACGCUGGUGCUGCGCAAGCGGAAGGGCUUCUGCAAGCUGGCGAUCAAGGCGGGCACCCCGCUGGUGCCGGUGAUGACGUUCGGCGAGGUCGACCUGUUCGAUCAGCCGCCGAAUCCGCCCGGCUCGCGGUUGCGCCGGUUCCAGGAGUUUGUGAAAAACACGACCGGCAUCGCGCCGGCCGCCUUCGUCGGGCGGGGCUUCUUCCAGUACAGCUACGGGUUGAUCCCGCGCCGGAAGCCACUGAACACAGUCGUCGGUGCCCCGGUGGAAGUGACGCAAAUAGACAACCCGACGCAGGAACAGGUGGAUGAGGUGCACGAGCGGUUCUGCCGCGCGCUGGACAAUCUGUUCGAAACGUACAAAUCGCGCUUCAUUGCCGACUACAAGAAUGUGAAGCUUGUUAUGGAAUAGAAAAAUGCUGAUCCCCGUACUUCCCGCCAUCUUUACACACAAACGAUCGGUGUAUAGCGGUGGGAAAACGGGGCAAAAUCACGCACAAGAGACACAGAAACACACUAUCAUCACGAUAUCCUACGCAACCCGUGGAAAUUGU
Molecule: messenger RNA, 2252 nt
Organism: Anopheles coluzzii
Lineage: Eukaryota; Metazoa; Arthropoda; Insecta; Diptera; Culicidae
Product: 2-acylglycerol O-acyltransferase 2-A-like
Exons: 6
Coding region: 1049-2110 (353 amino acids)
Biological process (GO): triglyceride biosynthetic process
Cellular component (GO): endoplasmic reticulum membrane
Molecular function (GO): diacylglycerol O-acyltransferase activity
Source: RefSeq, a predicted model, not a curated record